AUGUCCAUAUAUGAUCUUAUCGCGCGCGUAGAGCUCUCUAUGGACCAGGGUGCUUGGAAACCUGCAGGUGCCCCGCUGGCUCAUGAAACCACAUUUUCCCUCUUUAUACCACUCCACUCUCGCCUAGGCAUCUUUCUUCGACCUUUGAGUUCCAUGGCUCAGACAACCCAAAGCCCCACAACUACUUGUGCCGAGUAUAUCGCCCUCACAUCCUUCUUUCACCAGGUCCCUACUCCAGUCGUUCGAAAUGCAAAUCACUUGCCAACCAGCCAAGAAUACGUUCUUGCCUUCCUGGCAAAAACGAAGGAUGGGUGGGAUCAUAUCCCGGCAGUCUGUGUUGAACAGGACUCAUCUGGGACAACUUUAAAGGUCAUCCUAGCCAUCAACAAGAGAACCUACGCUGAUGGGGAUGGCAUUCUACGAAACUUGAAAUCAAGCUUUGAACAAGUAUUUCAAAUACUUCAUGAUUCAGAUUACGGUUAG
Molecule: messenger RNA, 483 nt
Organism: Penicillium bovifimosum
Lineage: Eukaryota; Fungi; Ascomycota; Eurotiomycetes; Eurotiales; Aspergillaceae
Exons: 3
Coding region: 1-483 (160 amino acids)
Source: RefSeq, a predicted model, not a curated record